AUGGUGCACUUACUGUGCCUCAACUCUGGGGCUAAGAUCGUUGCCUUGCUUAGAUUCAACGAACAGCUGUUUCUGAAGGUCCUGCGAGAGUACAACGUAGUUAACACGAUCAUGCCUCCAUACUUCGGGGUGAGGUUAUGCAAAAUGAACCCCCGGCCUGACCUGUCUCCACUGAAGUUCAUCAUGUUCGGAGGGUCAGUGAUGGACCCUGCCACGCAAGCGGAGGUGCAGAGCAAGUACAACGUCACGGUAGCGCAGGUGUACGGCAUGACGGAAAUGCUCAUGACCAUGGGCUGCGACUAUACAAAGCCUACGCCGCUAGGUUCCGUGGGACAACCGAGGCGGAACGUCGAAGUCAAGGUGGUGGACACCCAAACGGGGCAGGCACUGGGCCCCAGGCAGGAGGGCGAGCUGUGCUUCCGCGGUCCAAUGGUGACCCGCGGCUACUACGACGACCCCGCCGCCACAGCUGCCGCCAUCGACGCGGAUGGCUGGUUCCACACCGGCGAUGUCGGCUACUACGACGACGACGGCUUCUUCUUCAUAACCGACCGCAUCAAAGACUUCAUCAAGUACAAAGGACAUCACGUGCCAUCUGCGCAGCUGGAGGCGCUGCUCUGCCGACACCCGGCCGUGCUGGAGGCGGCGGUGGUAGGGGUGCCGGACCCUCUGGCUGCAGAGCUGCCCAGGGCCUACGUCGUGCUGAAGCCAGGCGAGCCCGUCUCUGAGGACCAAGUGGCACACUUUGUCGACAGUCAAGUUUCUGAUCACAAGAAAUUACGAGGCGGAGUGGUCUUCAUCGACAGGCUGCCAAGGACUGCUGCAGGAAAAAUUUCUAAGAAGCUGCUGAUAGAAGAACUGAACAAACGAGAAACUACAGUGACAACUAAUUAA
Messenger RNA from Schistocerca piceifrons (Central American locust), 894 nucleotides. Its product is annotated as luciferin 4-monooxygenase-like. The coding region runs from base 1 to 894 and encodes 297 amino acids. NCBI's taxonomy places the organism in Eukaryota, Metazoa, Arthropoda, Insecta, Orthoptera, Acrididae. The record is from RefSeq and is a predicted model, not a curated record. Gene Ontology annotation, molecular function: CoA-ligase activity. The transcript has 5 exons.